GGCGGCGCGCUCGGCGGCAGUGGUAGGGGUCGCUUCCCGGCGUGCCCCGCGGGCGGGCGCGCAGGCGCGGUCAGGGCGGGCGCAGCGCAGGCGCAGGCGCGGGCGGCGGGGGCGGGGCGCGGAGGCUGAGGUGAGCGCCGGGCGGCGGUGCAGAGCUACUGGAGCGCCCGGCGGCUCCGGGUGGCGGUGGCGGCGCAGACGAAGAAGGCGGCCCCGGCCCCGGCCCGUCCCGCGCCCCCACGGCCCCGCGGCCCCAAGCGCCCCCGGCCCCGGGCCCGUCCGCCGCCGCCAUGGCCCGGCCGCUGGUGCCCAGCUCGCAGAAGGCGCUACUUCUGGAGCUCAAGGGGCUGCAGGAGGAGCCGGUGGAGGGCUUCCGGGUGACCCUGGUGGACGAGGGCGACCUGUACAACUGGGAGGUGGCCAUCUUCGGGCCCCCCAACACCUACUACGAGGGCGGCUACUUCAAGGCGCGCCUCAAGUUCCCCAUUGACUACCCCUACUCUCCGCCGGCCUUUCGCUUCCUGACCAAGAUGUGGCACCCCAACAUCUACGAGACUGGGGACGUGUGCAUCUCCAUCCUCCACCCCCCCGUCGAUGACCCCCAGAGCGGGGAGCUGCCCUCGGAGCGGUGGAACCCCACGCAGAACGUCAGGACCAUCCUCCUGAGCGUCAUCUCCCUUCUCAACGAACCCAACACCUUCUCACCGGCCAACGUGGACGCUUCCGUGAUGUACAGGAAGUGGAAAGAAAGCAAAGGCAAGGACCGCGAAUACACGGACAUUAUCCGGCGCAUGCUCACCCACCGUGUCCGCGCAGCUGUGGGGACCUGUGCCCGUGGGCCGGCCGCGCGACCCCAUGGCGGGAGCUCCAGAAAGCCCACCGGCACUGUCGGGUGGACCCCAGGCGCAGCAGGUGCGGUCAGAGCUCCCGCCGGCUACCAUCAGUUGGAUAAAGCUCCGGACGGAAAGCACGUGCUGGAGACACGGUGCUGGUGACAGGAAGACGCUCAAGUACAGAGAGGAGAGGACCCGGGACCCCUGCCUGGUGGGGAUGUGCCGAGCGUCCCGCCAUGGGUGCCUCCCAGUGGCUGGCCCUUCCCCUGGGGCUGCUGAGCAACCCCGCCCGCCCCACCCGCCACCCUGCACCCUCCACCCUGCCCCUCACCCACUGGCCCAGCCCAGCGCCGUGGCUGCUCCCACCUCAGCGGCCAGGGCCGACCUGCGCUUCUCUUCCUGAUGAGCUGACACCCUCCCUGUGUCUGCACAGCCCUCGUCCUGGCUCAGAGCCCGCGUUCCACCCCCUCCCGCAUGCGUGUGCUCGUGUCUGUGCGCGCGUGUGUGAGCAGAGGCCCGUGCACGCGCGGGGGCCGUGAGCGGUUGGGCCCGUCUGCUCUGCCCCGCCCCCCCGCCCCGGCCAUCCUGUCGCUGGCCCCCGUGGCCCGGCCAUCGCCCCGGUUGUCCUACUCUGUUUCACGGGAGCGAGCGCGGGGGCCCCGGGGCUGCCAGCCGCAAUGAGGCAGACCC
Molecule: messenger RNA, 1523 nt
Organism: Balaenoptera musculus (blue whale)
Lineage: Eukaryota; Metazoa; Chordata; Mammalia; Artiodactyla; Balaenopteridae
Gene: CDC34
Product: cell division cycle 34, ubiqiutin conjugating enzyme
Exons: 5
Coding region: 291-995 (234 amino acids)
Biological process (GO): ubiquitin-dependent protein catabolic process; protein polyubiquitination
Molecular function (GO): ubiquitin conjugating enzyme activity
Source: RefSeq, a predicted model, not a curated record